AUGAGACCUGAACUCCUGCAGAGAACACACAAGUCACACCUCGGCUACGAUUCAAUGUGCAGGCGAGUGAAGGACACGAUAUUCUGGCCGGGAAUCCGAAACGACAUCAAAAACAUGGCGAUGAUAUGCGAAGCUUGUCAGGUCUACAGGAACAAACAAAGAGCGGAGCCCCUCGUUGGGAAACCCAUCCCGACAAGACCGUGGCAAGUCAUACAUCAAGACCUCUUCUCAUGGAGAGACUGUCAGUAUCUGGUAACCAUUGACAGUUUCUCUGACUUCUUCGAAAUAGACCGUCUCGGCCGCGACACAACAACAAAGAGCAUCAUAGAGAAAACGGCAGCACACCUAUCCCGCUACGGCAGACCAUCUGAAAUCCAUACGGACUCGGAUCCUCGUUAUCUAGCAAACGAAUUUCAAGAAUUCCUGAAAUCUUGGCGCAUCAAACACAUAACCAGCUCGCCACAUUACCACCAGUCCAACGGGAAAAGCGAGAGCGCUGUCAAAGCAGCGAAACGCAUUAUAAAGAAAACUCAGCUCAAUCGAGAAAAUCUCCAAGAAGCCCUGCUUGAGUGGCGAUCCACACCACAAGUUGAUGGCCAAUCACCGGCGCAGAAGUUCUUCAGCCGGACUCUAGCGACCUUGAUGCCGAUGAGAGAGGAGAACCUGCGACCGACGAACUCCGAUCUAAUACAGAAACAGAUCACCGCAAGACGGGACAAACAGAAGAGGACUCACGACAAAUCGGCGAAAGAUCUACAACCCAUAGCAGUCGGCCAAAAAGUCCGCAUACAACCCACGGACUAUACACACGAAUGGAAACUCGGAACGUGUCUCCAACAGUUGAGACCACGCACAUAUCUCAUCAAGACACCAGAGGGGGGCUCUCUUAUCCGCAACAGGAGACUUUAG
Molecule: messenger RNA, 909 nt
Organism: Galendromus occidentalis (western predatory mite)
Lineage: Eukaryota; Metazoa; Arthropoda; Arachnida; Mesostigmata; Phytoseiidae
Exons: 1
Coding region: 1-909 (302 amino acids)
Biological process (GO): DNA integration
Molecular function (GO): nucleic acid binding
Source: RefSeq, a predicted model, not a curated record